AUUAGUGUAAUUAAUUGACAUAGAAUAUACAUACGCACUUGGUCGUACGUAGCAUAGUCAACAAAUAGUCCCACAGAUCCUCACGUUUCAUUUUCUUAUAGAAAUUUCCUUUGUUAGGUUGUUCUCCAUCUCCACCUUUGGCAUUUACAUAUUUCUUUUUCCUUCCCCGUUGAGAACGGUGGCAAGUGAAGAAGCAGCCGCAGUAUCACGAGACCCACCGCACUGUAACAUAUUCUUGGAUCUCUCUCUCUCUCUCUCUCUCUCUUUCUUUAUUUGCUUCUCUCUAUCUUUCCGAGUACCAUCUUCAAUUUCUUCUUUUCUUCCAAACUUUCUAUCUUAGUCAAUUUUGCUUGCUAGCUGGGAAUAAUAAGGUCCAUCUCUUUCUUUCUUUUCCUUUUAAUCAUCGUUUUUCUGUCUUUAAGCUAUGCCUGACCCAACUUCAAUAGCAAUUAGCAAAGCAAAAUACCACUGUGUUUGUAUCUUAUAGUGUCUUUUGGAUCUCGAUCCAUCUGCUUACUAAAGUUGGUGGUCAGCAAGGAGAAAGUACGUACUUCCCAAUUCAGAAACUCUUUAUAAGGGCUUUUAGAAAUGAUCGUGUUUUAGUUAUGCAUUAAAGAUCUCCGUACGUACCAGCCAGAACUCAAAUACCGGAAAUCAUCCGAGUAUGCUCGCUGACAAGCAAUUGUCAGAGAGUUGUUAACAGGAUUGAGAGAGAGAAAUGAGAGAAAAUAGCAGGGCGCAACAGAGGGUGCAGAGAUACUUGCAAUAUGGAUCGGGGAUUUAUUGUCAUUUGAAAGAGACGAUCUGGCCUUCCAUCAAGUUACCUGCAAGAUUCUCAGUCGUCAUCUUCAUCUUCUUCCUCGUCGUCUGCGCGUUUUUCUCCACGCGCCUCCUUAACACCACUGCUGUUACUAGCGGCUCGGCUCAAGAGCCGUUGUUAACUAGUGAACCAACUACCCAAAUUCCCGAAAAGCCAAUAAACAAAAUCGAGAUCCCACUCGACUGCGAUUUUUUCAACCUCACAGGAACCUGUCCGGCAAAUUACCCCGCGAAUAUUUCAGAAAAUCCAUACCGUCCAUCUGUUUCAACUUGUCCAGAGUACUUCCGUUGGAUAUACGAAGACUUACGUCCGUGGGCUCGCACGGGGAUCACGAGAGAAAUGGUCGAGAGAGCUAAAAGGACGGCGAAUUUUAGGUUGGUGAUUGUACAUGGCAAAGCCUAUUUGGAAACGUAUCGGAAGUCGUUUCAGACCCGAGAUGUUUUUACGCUGUGGGGAAUCCUACAGUUGUUACGGAGAUACCCAGGAAAAGUGCCGGACUUGGAGCUGAUGUUUGAUUGUGUUGACUGGCCGGUUGUGAAAUCAAGCGAGUAUAGUGGGCCCAGUGCAACGGGCCCACCGCCUUUGUUUCGGUACUGUGGGGAUGAUGACUCACUUGAUAUCGUGUUCCCGGAUUGGUCCUUUUGGGGAUGGCCUGAGAUCAACAUAAAGCCAUGGGAGAAUUUGCUGAAUGAUUUAAAAGAAGGCAACAAGAAGACCAGAUGGAUGGACAGGGAACCUUAUGCUUACUGGAAAGGAAAUCCAGCUGUUGCUGAAACCAGACAGGACCUUAUGAAAUGCAAUGUCUCAGAACAACAAGACUGGAAUGCUCGUGUCUAUGGUCAGGACUGGCUUCGAGAAUCACAGCAAGGGUACAAACAAUCAAACUUGGAAAGCCAAUGCAUUCACAGGUAUAAGAUCUAUAUUGAAGGUUCUGCAUGGUCAGUCAGCGAAAAAUACAUUCUUGCCUGUGAUUCUGUUACCUUACUUGUAAAACCCCAUUACUAUGACUUCUUCACGAGAAGUCUGAGGCCAAUUGACCACUACUGGCCGAUAAAGGAUAAUGACAAGUGCAGGUCCAUUAAGUUUGCUGUAGAGUGGGGUAACAGCCACAAGCAGAAGGCACAGGCCAUUGGAAAGGCAGCAAGUGAAUUCAUUCAGAAGGAAUUGAAUAUGGAGUAUGUGUACGACUACAUGUUUCAUCUCUUAAACCAGUAUGCUAAUCUGUUGACGUUCAAGCCCGUUAUACCUCGAAAAGCUAUUGAACUGUGUUCAGAAUCCAUGGCUUGCCGAUUGAGUGGACUGGAGAAGGAGUUCACUAUGGAAUCCAUGGUGAAGAGUCCUGCAGAGACAAGUCCAUGCACCAUGCCUCCUCCCUAUGAUCCUCCAUCUCUUCACGCCAUUUUUAGGAGAAAAGAAAAUACAGUAAAACAAGUGGAGUUAUGGGAGAAGAAGUACUGGGACAAUAAAAAUAGUUGAGUAAUCCUACAUAGGAAUAUAUAUAUGUAGUGCCUUCCUUUAUAUGAUUAUUUAAUUAUUAUUAUUAAUGCCAUUUUUAGCAGAAAAGACAUUCAAUAAAACAAGUUGAGUUAUGGGAGAAAA
Molecule: messenger RNA, 2419 nt
Organism: Hevea brasiliensis (rubber tree)
Lineage: Eukaryota; Viridiplantae; Streptophyta; Magnoliopsida; Malpighiales; Euphorbiaceae
Exons: 6
Coding region: 719-2296 (525 amino acids)
Source: RefSeq, a predicted model, not a curated record